This is a messenger RNA of Leptosia nina, 375 nucleotides long. The record is from the annotation of a GenBank genome assembly. Lineage: Eukaryota; Metazoa; Arthropoda; Insecta; Lepidoptera; Pieridae.
AUGCAAAGGCCUAUAAAUGCGAGGCGUCAGAACAGCUUUAUUUUGGAUACUUGUCGUCGUUGGAAAACUUCAAGCGAGUUGAAGCAGCUAAUUCAACACGCAAGUCUCAAUGGAAGAGGGGUACUGCGAAUACGAACCUAUCAACUGGGGGACCGGUGCAGCUGGUUCCAAGGUUGUGCUUCGUGUGCCGGCGACCUGGACACGAGGCCCGAGACUGCAGGAUGCAGCGCUGUGAGACCUGUCAACGUCCUAGCAAUAGGCCGGCGUCCUGCUGGUAUGCAACGAGCUCCUCGCGACAACAAGGUCAGCAGGUCUCCAUCGGAGAGAAGAAUGAUGCCCGUGGGACACGGUCAAUGCAGGAUGGCCGAGUGUUAG